Molecule: messenger RNA, 1107 nt
Organism: Magnolia sinica
Lineage: Eukaryota; Viridiplantae; Streptophyta; Magnoliopsida; Magnoliales; Magnoliaceae
Exons: 1
Coding region: 1-1107 (368 amino acids)
Source: RefSeq, a predicted model, not a curated record
AUGAUGUGCAGGGGUUUCUCAAUCACGCUCACAGGAUCCGCUCGGAGUUGGUAUCAGCAACUCAAACCCAACUCCGUUGGUUCCUUUGCAGAGCUCAGCAGAUUAUUCCUUACCCAAUUUAUAAGUGGUAAGAAGAGUCAGAAGAGGACUACCCAUUUGUUCACUAUUAAGCAUGGGCCUAAGGAGUUGUUGAAAGACUUUAUUGCCCGCUUCAACGAGGAAGCAUUGCAGGUGGAGAACUACGACACCAAGAUGGCACUCUUCGCCAUGUUCACCGGCCUGAAUGAGGGGAAGUUCACCUUCUCCAUUGGAAAGAAUCCUCCGAAGACAUUAGCCGAGCUCGUCACUAGAGCUCAAACAUACACUAAUGCCGAAGAGUUUUCCAACUUUCGCAAAAACAUUCAAGCAACAGAGCCGCCAAACAAGGGGAAGAGGUCGAGGAAUGAAGAACCCCAGUCGUCCGGUAAAAAAUCGGACAACCGCGCUCCUCAUGAUCGUCGUCCGAGCAGAAAACCUGAGGGCAAAUUUCUUUCCUACACUCCCCUCAACACAUCCACAAAACAAAUACUGCUGGACAUUAGAGGCCAGAAGCUCCUAAAUUGGUUUGUUUGCAUGAAGGCAGACCCAGAUCAUCGAGACAAGCGCAAGUAUUGUCGUUUCCAUCGUGAUCAUGGCCACUGCAUGGAUCUCAAAGAUGAGAUCGAGACCCUUAUUCGUAAGGGUCAUCUGCGCCGAUAUACCAAGGAAGAGAGAACAACUCGAAGAGAAGAACGAGAGCAGCCGAGUAAUACUGUACAAGAGCCGGCUGAAAUUCGUACCAUCUUUGGUGGUUCAUCCGAUGGAGGAGACUCACACAGGGCCCGUAAAGCCCAUUAUCAAAAAUCUAAUCCGGAACAUUACGUCCACAUGAUCAAGAAAUCGAGCAAAGAACUCCGGGUCAGCCCGUGUAGUCUGACCUUCACAGAAGAUGAUGCGCGUGAAAUUCAGCAUCGGCAUGAUGACGCCUUAGUAGUGACCAUGACCAUAACCAACCACAAAGUGUACCGCAUUCUGUCGAUACUAGAAGCUUGGAUGACAUUAUCUACUCCGAAGCUUUUGAAAGAAUAG